AAUCAGGGCGCAGCGCUGUAGCAAAGUGCAGGCCCAAAAGAGGAAGAGCAGAGAUCUUUUGUUUUCCUCAGAGUUUAAUGAAGUUGGCCUGGUCACUCAAGAAGGGAUUAAAGGAGAAUUUGGUGUCACUGAGCUGUGACUGCUGAAGAGGGCACUCAAGUGUUCGGGUCACUGUGUGAACACGAUGGUCUCAGUCCAGAGCUGCACCAGGAGGAAUAUGGCUGGCUCACCCCCUGCUUUGCCAGGCUUCGGGAACUCAGGAAAGAGUUUUCUUAUUGACAAUCUGCUGCAGCCUCACACACCUCCAGCGAGUCAAGAGGAGACAACAGGUGGACACCUGAGACUAGCAAUUUGUGAACGACAAAGGAAAAGCUGGGGCUCUGAACAUGAAGCCUCCCAAAGCCAAGCCCACAGUCCUCAAUCGGUGAAAGAUUUAGGUGGACCAUUUCUACCACACCCAGGUAAAUAGAAUUUAUUUAUUGUGCAAGGAUGCUUUAAAAAAUGACACAUCUAAAUUAUGUUUACCAAGGUUGUGUAUCAAAGUUACUCUAGGAGUUGUUGGUUUUAUUUUCAUGCCUCUAAUAACGGUAUUUUUCUUUCUGACCUGUUGUAUCAUAAAAAAAAGAUAAUAUUGUUUACUCUUUCAAGUGUUUAAGAAUUUCCAUUUUUAGACAGGAUAUUUGUAAAAAAAUACAAUUAAAAUAAUUACAUUCAAAUAUUAAAUUUAAGUGACUGUGGGUAUUUUUAAAGGCUUAAAAUCUGCAGAUUAUAAUUUUAAUAAAGUCUGGACUAAUUUGAUCCAAAACACUUCCAGGCCAUUGAAAUUUGGGGCUUGGCUUUUACGAGAUGUCUGACAAAAUAUUCAUUCAACUGGUCUCGCUAAGAAAAUCUUUAAGGCUUCCUUAACAAAUUGUGAGCUUAAAUUUAUACAAUUUCUCGCAGUAAAAACGAGGCUUUCAAGUUUUAAAAUAAUCUGUUGAUUCAUGAAAAUGUAAAAACUAUGGAAUAUUAUUAGGACAAAAAAAAUUACCUCAGAGAAAUCUAAUAUGUCUUACUCAUCCAUUGCAUCUGGUUGUGGUAAGACAUUUCAAAAUGCAACACAUGUUUUGUAAACCAAAUUCAAAUAAUUUCUCACCAAAUGCAAGAAAAUUUUGAUUUUUAUGUUCAUAAAAGACAUAAUUUGUUUCCAGCAGACUAACAGUCCAGCUUUUAUAAGAGAGGCCCACUUUUCCCAUCAAUUUUAGCUGAAACAUUAAAAUAUUGAAUCAAAAUAGUUUUGACAUACUUUUCGAAACUUAACUCUGUUAAACUGCACAGACAAUAUAUUCCUGCAUGACCCAGUGCACGUUUUGUGUGUUAUAAAAUCUCCAUCACUUAUGUUAAAAAAUCAAACUGCACUGCACAAAGUAGAACCACACAUAGACAGUGAUCCAGAUAUAGUCCUUUGCCUAAUAUACCUGUCUCACCUGGUUACUACACAAACCUAUUUACUGUUCCUAUCUAUCUGUGCAGGUAUACUGAGCAGUGUUUUCCUGCGGAGCCCACAAUAUCUGUUGGCAUGCUGCGGUGGGUCCAGCCCCCCUCCUGUCUUCUCCAGUGAGUGUUUUAUGCCUCAUCAGCAAUGCCUCAGCUCCUCUCUAAGCAUUAGCAGCAGGGUCUCUCAUGCUCUCCACAGCUAAUUACUGAUGCAAUGCCAAAGAGCUAAUUCUCUGCUCAACUCUGCACAGCUCUAUUCAUAACCAUUCACGGCUGUUUAGGAUGGGGAAGAGGGGUGGGUUGCAAGGCUUUUAAGAGUCCCUGGGGCCCCCCUAUUUUGUACUUGCAAAUGCACACUUUUACUAGCGCAAAUAUGCAAAGCCAAUAAACAUCUUGUCUUCUGUCAUAUUGGGACUAUGAUAACCAGGUGUGGAUUCCUCCUGUUUAAUAAGGCCAAAGCUUCAUAAUUUAAAACGACUGUGAAUCACAAAUGCUUGAAAUUAAUUAUUUUAUUAAUUGGAGUUUGAAAUCAAUCAGGAAACCUUUAAUUGCACCUAAUUAUAUUUAUUUCCCCCUGAAUUACUCUUGAAAUGUUUCAAUUCAUGUAAUUCAAAACUUAAUGAAAGCCACAAGCACGUUAUUGGACCCCUUGGUGUUCAAACUGAACACUAGCAGCUGUUAUUCUUUGGCUUUGUCUCACAGCAAUUGGAAGUUAUUAGUUGCAGCAACCUGAGAUGCCUGUCAAAUGUUGUAGAAAGUAGCACAAAUCAGAAAGCCCUCAUCCCACAGGUCUCUAGAGUCCUCUUAGUGGGCUGACACUUUCCCACAGUGCCCAGCAACGCAACAAUGCCAAGUCUGGCCGUGACCAAUUGGCACUUUAACUCCACCAUCCACACGCGACCUCACUGCAAUUUUUCACUGCGGCGAUGAACUCCGGUUAGCACAAAAAACUUGCCCAUUUCUCCAUAGAAGAGGGUUGGACCAGGAACAUCCCCCAGCCAUUGUAUAGCUAAAGAGCUUGGUCCACCGACCCCCCUCUUUUCUCCUGUCCUUCAACUCUCAUUCCUGCCCAUUGGAGAUUUCUUGACUAGGACAUAAAGCAUUCAAUGAAAGUGACUUUUAUAGACUUAUUUGAGCUCAUCUUCACAUACAAACUGGCUUCAUACCUGCAAGUGAAAAGAUUUAGUGUUGGACCACUGAGCCAUCGAGUAAUGGCAUUUCCAUUGAACGACUCUAUUGUUGGUGUCCCACAGGGCUCGAUAGUUGUCCCACUAGGGUUGACACACACGAUGCCCGGGAAUGACCUGGUAAUCAGCUAUUUAAGUAAAAGCCAUUGAGUCCCAAUAGAGAAGUGAGAAGCAUGUCCAAACCGGUUAUGUGCUCCCUGGAGGUGGUCUAUGUGCAGAUUUGUCGUACAGAUUAAAAAGGCAACAUUGAAUGGAUUGGAUAAAUUGUUCCACUUGACUUUUGUUGUGCGUGCACCUGUGAGUGAAGUAGCGUGGGAUUGCUCCUCACAGUUCAUCAAAUCCCAUUUUCUCAGCUGAAGAGGCUUUCUAUUCUCUUUAGUCACCCCCAGUUUGUUAAAUUGGACAAAUGGAAAAAAAAAAGAAAUCAAAAGUAAAUGACAGAGUGUAUGUGACACAGACAGGCAUGAGCUUUGCUCUAAAAGAUAGGAAAUGUGGUCCAAUUGGCAAAAGGUAAAUAUUGCUGCACACUAGGCUGGGUGAAUGUCUGAACCAGUACAGAGAGCAAGAUUAACCGAUCAUAGAAAUCACUCCCCCUUAAGAUAUCUUUAUAUCCCUGGUAGUUAUUGUGCCCCCCCUUUACCUGCUUUAGUAAGGAGCAAUGUUUCUGAUUGUACAGCUAGCCUUGUAAUGUGAAUGUAGCAGUCUGAGAAAACACGUUAUGAUUCAUAUUGCUUAUGUUUCAGAAGGGGCAAACAUUCGAAUGUGGUCUGGUGAUGUGAGUCAUAAAUCGCGCAGAGGGAUUCUGAGGAGAGCCGUGUUCUCCGAGGAACAACGAAAGGAACUGGAGAAAACUUUCCGGAGACAAAAAUACAUCAGCAAGACAGACCGGAACAAACUGGCAGCUGAUCUCAGUCUUAAGGAAUCGCAGGUAAUUUGAGCAUGAACGGCCAAAUCUUUUACUGUCUUAUCUGAACACAUUGUGUGUUAAUAAGGUGCAUGGGUCAUCUCACAGCAUAUAGUGGCAAACCGUUAAGCCCUUUGCCUUCAUGAACAGCACAAAAAAAUCCUACAUAGAGACCAAGAGUGUAUUCAUAUAAUGUAGGGCUCCUAGUAGACACAAAUAAAUAUAGAAAGCAAGACUCUUUAAGUUGACAAACCUGCUAAGAUUAGGCAUAAAUAACGUUAACAUCCUUCACCAUUUUAGUCCAAAAUAUUUGAAUACUGAAAAUAUAGGCUGUAAAAAACAGAGACAGUCUCUGCGAUGUUAGCCGCUGAUUUGCGAUUAAGUACCAAAGAAGGCCAAAUGUUAUCAGGCACCAUGUUUGGAAUUCUGACAUGAUAAUACUUUGAGGCAAUUCCGAAACAGACAUUGAGCAGUCAUUAAAGAAAGCUUAACCUCCUGGUAAGCAGCUACAUUGCACCCACCUAUACUGCGAUCCGGUUAAGCAAGUAUACGCAUAACUCACUUUUCCCCAAGUGGAUGGUCCAGGAACUGCAGCUUUUUGCACAUCGUCUACUGGCUGCCAAGGUUCCGGCUUGAUUUGCAAUAAUCCAAACUAAAGAUAUGAUACAGAAGAAGAUGAUAGGAUUCUCAUCAGUUUUAUGGAUCAUCAAUAUUAUCACAUACUUUUCAGACAAUGAAGACUUCAGUGAUAACUUUGUGCCAAUGAUUGCUGAGAAACAUUGGAGUGAAUGUGGUGACUCUAGAAGACAGUCCCACAAUAUAUGAAAAUCCGUACCUGCUGUACUCCAAAUUUUAGGAACAAAAUAAUAAUAAUAGUAAUAAUAAUAAUAAUAAAUCAAUUCAUUUUAUUCAGUGGUUGUAGGACCAAAUGUGAAACUGCCGUCUCUACAUCUACCAUACAUCACAGGCAAGUCAAACAAUGGACUAUGGAAAUUGAAGCAAAAUUAGUCACUUUCCUUUCUCUUGUAUGUUUCAGGUCAAGAUCUGGUUCCAGAAUCGUCGAAUGAAAUGGAGGAACUGUAAAGAAAAAGAGGUUCAUAACACACGCUCCCCGAUGGAUGAGCUCAUGGCUCAAGGUCUGGCUCAGGAGGAGGAAGAACCAUCACAGAAUCACAAUGACGCAAGAACACAGAGAUCACCGUCACAGAAAAGUGCCAGGGACACAUGAGAGGCUGUAGUGACUGUAAAUUCCAGGAAUAACUUCUUUUUUAGAUCCAAAAAAUAAGAGAAUCUGUUAACAGCAACUGUUUUGUUAUGGUUGUAAGAGGUGUGGAUGUAAUAGGCUGUUUAUGAUGACUAACAAUGAUUUUAAUGUCACAAAGCAAUAUAAUCAUUUUGCUCUAUGACAUACUGUAUGUAACAGGGCUCGACUAAUGGCUUAAUGCUAUAAGCACAUCCCACUGGCUCAGUAAGCAUUUUCUUUGAAAUUACUCCUACAAGCCUUUCAUGGAAAAAUGUCUUUUCUUAGAAAAUGAUCCAUUCUUAGAAAGUGAUAGCAAUCAUUUAAAGGCACCACUGAGUCACUUCAUUGAAUAUUAACGAGCUUUUUUCUUACAUUAUACCUUGGUCAGUUUUACACUAUUGCUCUGAUCAACACUGAAAAGCAAAUUUGAGUCAUGCCUCACAUGAUAUAUUUUGUAAAUAUUUUUUUUAAGAUCUCCAAUGUCUAGAUCAACUGUAAAUAAAGCUCUUUUUUAAAGUCCAAA
Messenger RNA from Xyrichtys novacula (pearly razorfish), 5333 nucleotides. The record is from the annotation of a GenBank genome assembly. NCBI's taxonomy places the organism in Eukaryota, Metazoa, Chordata, Actinopteri, Labriformes, Labridae.